AACUGAACUUACGUGGUCAGCUCAGAUGUCCACAUCUACUAAUCAGUGUUACAAAGUAGUAAUAUAUCAUCCCGUUCCGAGUGUGCGACGUAAGGCAAUACCUUUUGCUGGUAACCGGGUAUUGCUAACUUGCCAAAACUGUCAUCUCGGAAGUAUGCCAGAAAUGGCACGCGACUCGACAAUGGGACGCGACCGGGUUCUGGUGAUGCCGAGCACCGGUAUCGCACUGGACACACCCUCCACAUCACAACCGGCGGCUGGACCGAAUGAUAUCAACCAACAGAUACUGGAGCUUCGCAAAGAGCAGGAAAUCCAGAAGCAAAAACUCUGGCAUGCCUUCCAGGAGAAGAACAAAGAACUAGAGAUGCAGCACCGACAACAGCUUGAGCACAAAUUUCAGCUUGCGGCCUAUCACACUACUGGCUACAUCUUCCAGGAACUGCGCGAUCAGCGCCUGGCCGAGGAAGCCGCCCAGCAGCGGGAACGCCGGGAACGGGAAGCGAUGAAGCGCAAGGAGAAGCAGGACUUCAGCGCCAACGCAAGUUCCGAGGUCAAACAAAAGUUACAGACCUUUCUGAUCCAGAAAAAACAAGCAGCUGCCUCCAACGGUAUGAGUUCACCGUCUUCCUAUCGAAAUUGGGGCGUCGUGAAGUCUUCGUCGGGCGAAUCGAUACCAGCCGGGGCAGUCGCUACCAGUUCACACCCGUACAAAAUCCCGCCACCUCCUCCGUCGUCGAUCGCCAAGUACGAUUCCGACUUUCCACUGAGAAAAACAGCUUCCGAGUCGAACCUGCUGAAGAUUCGCAUCAAGCAGCGGGUCAUCGAGAAACGUGCCAUGACGGGACCGUUGGCGGCGCGCCGCCAGGAGCGUCUCCAGCAGGCAGCCCAACGGCGGCUCCAGAAGCAAUCGCAAGCCCAACAACACCAGCAACAGCACGCUCAGCAGCACCAGCAAGCUCAACAUUCCCAGCAGUUGUCACAUCACCAGCUUUCCUCGAUGGCCGCUCAUCCAGCAAAUUGCUCUACUGGAACGUCCGAUUCGGGUCCCAAUUCGCCACCGGCAUUGGGAAGCCGCGGGUCACCUUCCAAUGCCCCGAUUCAGGAGGAAAACGAGGAUCCACAGUACCGGUCCAGCAUUAACGACCUGGCACUCUUUAGUUCACCCUCGAUGCCAAACAUUUCGCUGGGCAGGCCCCAUCUUGCCGAUGCACACUCGGCAAAUCAUAUUUCGAUGGUUCCGCUGAGACCUCCGCACCAACUGGUGGCCGCUGGUCAGCCACCACAACCUCCACUAUCGCACCAUCCACCACCGUUACCGCCUCAUUUUGUGAACCACCCCUCGAUGCUGGAACAACUCAAUGAGCAGCAGUUGCAGGCGGCUGCUGCUGCGGCGGCCGCUGUAGCAGUCGCCGGUGGUCUUUCCAUCAAUCCGACCCAUCUCGGUGGAAUCAAUUCCGGUGUUCCACCUGUGUACGGUCAACCAAUAACCGACGCUCAGGUUGCACAGGCAAGGCUUUACAAGCAAGGCCAUCGGCCCCUCGGGAGAACCCAGUCAGCUCCUCUACCCCUCGGGCAUCCAAUGCUAACCGGGGCAUCUGGUUCUGUGGUGAACAUCGGGCAGACUCACUACGAGGAUAGUGACGCCGAACGCCAAGCGUACGAACAGCACCUCCUGAUGAAGCAGAAAAUACGCCAGACCGCGCUGAACCGUGCCAACUGCGUGCGGGAACCUCAGCUCAAAGAGGAAGUCGAAUCCGGCGAGGUGAUCGACCUGACGGAUAAAAAGCAACCGCCCAAGACUACGGUGAUAACGUCGAACAGUGUGAUCAAGAGUACCUCCCACACCACCCUGCUGCGCGAUUCGGCCGAGAGUUUACAGCAGCAGCACGUGGAGUUCCUACAGGCACAACAGCGUGAACUGGCCUUCAUGCGACAAUCGAUUCAGCUCGGAAUGCUGGAAGAUCCCUACAAUCGCGCAUUAUUGCGACCUCUCUCCCGAACGUCAUCGAGCCCACUAGUCCACCUGGGAACCCCGGCCAGCAGUAAUCAUCCCGUGACAUUAUCGGACACCGGUCAGGAGGAUACUCCGCCUCCGGUGAACCUUACGGUCCAGAAUCGUAGCCGCUCGAUGCUAAGUUAUACUAACGAAGGGCUCGCCAGCCCUGGACCUUUACAACUAACGACCUCUUCGUCCGCCUCGGCCAUCCCCGUCCGAUCGGUACAGCAGCAGAACGGAAAGCUCACCACCGGUCUAGCCUUUGAUAGUCUCAUGCUGAAGCACAGCUGCGUAUGUGGUGACAACGCUGCCCAUCCGGAGCACAGUGGACGACUGCAGAGUGUUUGGGCUCGGCUGGUGGAAACUGGUCUAGCCUCUCGCUGUGAUAAGCUCCGCUCUCGUAAAGCUACCCAAGAAGAACUGCAAACCGUUCACACCGAAGCGCAUUCCCUCGUGUUUGGUACAAACCAGAUCAACCGGCAGAAGCUGGACGCCAGUCGAGUCAGCUUCGUCCGGUUAGCAUGUGGUGGUGUUGGCGUCGAUCUCGAUACUACCUGGAACGAACAUCACACCGCAGCCGCUGCCAGGAUGGCUGCCGGCUGUGUGACGGAUCUCUCGUACAAGGUGGCCAAAAAUGAAAUCCGCAAUGCUUUCGCCGUCGUGCGUCCUCCGGGACAUCACGCGGAACCUAACGCCGCCAUGGGUUUCUGUUUCUUCAACUCGAUAGCGAUUGCGGCAAAAUUGCUGCUGCAGCGACUGCCGUCCGAAAUUCGUAGAAUCCUCAUCGUUGACUGGGACGUUCAUCAUGGCAAUGGGACACAGCAGGUGUUUUACGAUGAUCCGAACGUGUUGUAUCUUUCGAUCCAUCGUCAUGAUGAUGGGAACUUUUUCCCCGGUACUGGAGGACCCACGGAGUGUGGUUCCGGUGCUGGACUUGGCUUCAACGUUAAUAUCCCUUGGUCCGGUGGGCUGAACCCUCCUCUUGGUGAUGCCGAGUACCUGGCGGCAUUCCGAACGGUGGUGAUGCCGAUAGCGCGCGAUUUUCAGCCGGAUAUAGUCCUGGUCUCGGCUGGAUUCGAUGCUGCCUAUGGUCAUCCUGCUCCUCUCGGUGGGUACAUGGUUUCACCGGCCUGUUUCGGGUAUCUGACCCGGGAACUGAUGAAAUUGGCUGAUGGAAAGGUGGUUCUAGCGCUGGAGGGUGGCUACGACCUGCCAGCUAUCUGCGAUUCCGCCCAGGAGUGCGUUCGGGCACUGCUCGGUGAUGAGCUGUCUCCGAUUGUAGCGGCGGAGCUGUCGCGACCUCCCUGUCUGCCCGCGAUCGAUACACUGCAGAAAACCAUUGCCAUUCAGAUGACGCACUGGCCGUGCGUUAAGCGACUAGCGCACACGGUGAGCUUUUCCGCGAUGCAAGCGGUCAGUGGGAACGAUCGGGAAGAAUCGGACACGGUCACGGCGAUGGCUGGACUGUCGAUGCAGCCGCCCAACAGAACGUCAGACAUCUCCCGGGAGGAUUCGGAGGAACCGAUGGAUCAAGAUGAGUCAAAGUAAACAAUCCGUACCAGAGUAAACUGUGUCCGACCGCAUGACCCCGGAGGUGACAACCAAGAGCAGCUCGGACAUUGUUAAUGUUGGAUACCUCAUUUUUACGGUGUUUGAUAAAAAGCCAUUGUAAGCUGCGUUGAGGCUGAGCCACCGGUGCAUCGCCAUGCCGGAACAAUGUGUGUGAUGGAAGGGGAAGGAACGCAUAUCGGAAACCAGGACCGCCUGUAAGUGGGAGAUAACUCAUCAAACGAAUUGAUUUUCUAUUGACUUGGUAGUAGUAUUUGCAGGAAGCAGAAGUAAGAAACGUUACCUCGAUGUGGGGUAAAAAAAAGAAAUCGAAAGUUUAACGCUAAAAGCGUUUAUUUUAAAGUUUAGGCACACACAAGAUUUACACGAAGAAAAAAUGGGUAAGAAAUAAGCAGAUGUGAGUUAUUUUUGAGGAGCUGAACUAUAUUUUCUAGCAAAUUUAUUGGUAGAGUCACAGACCAGUUUGGAAACAGAACAGUCGAAAUCCAAUAUUAAACACACAAAAAAUUGAAUCAGGGAAUAUUUUGAGAUUGACUCCAGGGAAUAAUACGGAAAGAAUUUGUCUUACCAUUUGAAGUUGCUACUUGUUAGUAGACCAGCUAAAUCCAACCAAAUUUGUCAGGAGAAAUCACAGUACUCUUUCUCGGUAUGUCGACAAUGAUUAUGAGAGGUUUUCACUUUAUGGUUUCGUCAUUACGAACAAGUUAAUCGCAUGAUAUUUUUUCUCUAUUGUUUCUAUUUACAAUCGUUUUAGUAUUGUUAAUGGUUCAUCGAGGUUCAUUUUUCUUUAUUUCCUAGUCAUUUCGAUGUUGAACGGUUUCCUACUUGUAUCCUCUACAAGAAUGUAAAUUUCUCUCCCAGUGCUAGCCAGUUUUUAGACCUGUUGGUAAACCUUAGAGAUAGUCGAAUUUAAAUGUAUUGAAUAUUGUAGAUAGAAUACUUCACCGCGAUGUCACGACUAAAUUUAUCAUUCUUGUCCGUCCUCAUGGUUAAGAUCUCCUACUGCACUCAAUGGAUUAAUGUUUUCUCCACCUGCAUUAAUUCGUCCGUGAUGAAGAACGCUCCUUUCGACGUUGCCGUGUCCAGCUGGACGCAAAGAUACGGUGCGCUGUUUCGAUCUCGUAUGUGUCAGUAAUCCAACGUUGUAGACGAUGAUCCCUGAAAGUGGACAAAAACUAGAAUGAAAAGUGAGCCGCUACUAGAGUGCUUGUCUUUCUUCGAGUUUCCUUAUCAGGCAGAAGAAGUUGCAACUAUCUUUUAGAGAAAAGUUGGAUUUGAAUGUUUCGUGUUCCACUCGUCAGUAACGGACACCAACUUGUUACCAGGUAGGCAAUAUUUCCAAACUAAAGCCAAAUUGAAGCCAGUUCGACACUAAAUUCAAACGGACCCAGAGCUUCUGAACUUGGCUAACCGAGAGUCACUCGGUACCAGCCAGUUGCUUUAGGUGUUGACAUAUGUUGUGUGUCGCUCCCUUUGAUGAACAAGCUAAAUAAAUGCUGCUUGCUAGUGGCAAUCCUACAACUACUACGAGGACGGCCCACAUCCAUCGGUUUUCAUUGGCGAACUUAAAAAAAGGCGGGAGACAAAUGUUUCCGCUCUAUCGUACGAUACACUGACCGUCCGUACUCCUCCGGCUCACACAAGUUACCGUUAGCUUCUCGCAAUCACUCCGAAACAAGAUAGCGACUGGACCCGUACACUGCAACCUACACUCGCGGGUCGCGCGAAGAAAACUUAUCGUGCCACGGAGAAUAACUGCUCCUACCUUCUGCUGCAGGCUCGCACGACUAAUUUGCGGCUUUUUUUCCUUGGCCGCUCUCGUCUCACGUCCGCACUCAACCGGCUAUCCAAAAUUGUGAACAUGCGGUUUUCUUUUCUGACAGCUCCAGUGCUGCCGUUAUCUCGACUACCCAUCGCGGGUGGGGUACGUUCACGCGCGUGCUACACACUCCCGUCUAACACCUCAUUAUUGCACUUUAAUUACCCUUUACCCACUUUAAACGUAAUACAACCCUACCCAGUGGCAAAUUUUUUUCGUGAAGCACGAAAGCGGUGCACAAAAAAUUUCAAAAAACUUCUCACUUCUUUAAGAAGUGUAUCGGAGACUGUGCUGAUUACUAACAUAAACACUAACUUCAAACUGGAUUGUUCAGCUGUUCCUCCUUUGCUUCUGCACACCCGCCUCACUUUUUUGGCAUUUUCUGCGGUCGUGAUCUCCCUGCAACACGUUUCCAGUCUGCAGGGUACGAUUUCACCCGAAUCGUGAAGGACCCGCGCGGUUGCGCUUGCUUGUCGGUUUCUCACGUCCUGAAACGGUUCGCGCGCUUGCGCCAGAAACUUAGGUCCUUGAUUCAGCUUGAUGUGUCACCAUGAAGCAGCUUACCUAUGAGAUUGGCGUGCCUGCUGGAGGCUUCUGCUUCCGACGUGCGUUUUCUCCUGAAUCGCUAACGGCGUGCCUGCUGGAGGCUUACUGUUCUGAUUGGUGGAAGUCCUGUCCCGUCCCUCACGUCUCGACAGCUACUUGCUGCGACUGCGAGUUGUCAUGGGCCUUCCUAGACAGCUCUUCAAGUCCAAUUGACGCUGGCUGAUGUGCCAUGGUGGGGAGGUAGUUUCAAAAGAUAUUGCUCGCCACACCAUGACAGGGCACGAUUUAUCCCGACCGGCUAACGGUGUUUCUGGAGCACUAAACUCGUGGUUAGCAGGCUGGAGCCUGCCAACGCAGCUGAGCAAAUUUCUUCUAAUCGGCCUUUAGGUCCUUCGCGUGGUACCUUCCUACUUUCCGGACGGAACAUCCUCCAGUUCAUAUAAGUUGGAACCCAAAACUUUCCGGAUCAUAGCUGGCAAGAACUUCGGGUGCAGUUUCUGGUUGAUGCGAUCUACCUUCGAUGAUAGUCCGAACGACCUUCGCCAGACAAGAUCUCCGACGUUGAACGCCACCGCUCUCGUACGCAUGUUGUACCGUUUCUUCAAUUUUUCGUGCGAGUUUCUGAUCCGUUGCAAAAUGAAUUCAUGGAUCCGCUUUAAAUUCGACAAACACAGAUCUUGCACAAGCUUUAGAUCCUGCGGCGUGUUGAGUUGUUUGUACAGAUCCGUAUGCAGAAUCAGCUCUCGGCCGAAGUUGGCAAAGUGCGGACUCACUCCCGUGACCUCGUGCUUCGCGCUAUUGAUGGCAGCUACGAUCGAUGCUAGAUUUUCGUCCCAAGUUCGAUGAUCUUCAUCCAAAAGCGCUCUGAUGCAUGUUAUCAACACCCUAUUUACCCGCUCUGCGUUGUUCAGCAUCGGCCAGUAAUACGCUGUGGUCAUAUGCUCGGUAUUGUGCCUCGCGAGAAGAGACCGGAACGCCAACGACAUAAACUGCUUCCCGUUGUCCGUGAGAAUGACCCUUGGCCGUGAGAAUCGAAGGAAUAUUUCCUUUUCCAGAAAGUUACCUCUGCAUCUGUAGCGCGCAUGGGUUGCGCAAUAACGUACAUGAUUAUCCAGUCGGCUAUUACCAAGAUGACCGUGUUUCCCUUCUUCGAUCUUGUGAAUGGGCCGACGAAGUCAAGCGAAAUCAGUUCCCACGGUAUCCUGGCUGGUUUUAGCUUCCCCAUGUCCGGCAUCAUUCGAUGAUUCGGAGCUUUGCUAGCUUUGCAUACCUUGCAACUGCGCACGUGGCGGCCUAUAUCCUCUCGCAUCUUCGGCCAGUAGAAGCCCGUUUGAACUUUCUACAACGUUUUCUGGAAUCCCAGAUGUGCUCCUGUGGCUGAGUCGUGAAGCUUGCCUAUCACUACUGCUCGUUCAUCUUUCGGCACCACCUUUUUCCACUUGUGCGCGACCUGUUCCAAUUCGUCUUUGUAUCGGCAGUUCUUAAACAGUACGUUGGUGAUGAUUCGGAAGUCCGGGAACUUGUACCAUCCGUCGUUGCUUGUGCUGAUGGAGAAAGUCAUCGAUGCCACGAUCCUCGGCAGAGCAUCCGGAACCACGUUACACGAUCCCUUGCGGUAUUUGAAUUCAAAGUCGAACGCGUUCAAUCUCAGUAUCCAUCUGCACAUCAGCACCGUCGGAUUCUUUAUUGACCUAAGAUACGACAACGCCGCAUGGUCGCAAAAUACCGUGAGCCUAACGCCCUCUACGUAUCCGCGGAACGUCUCAAUCGCUCGUAGAGUGUCAAAGCAUCCGUUCACAUCUCCAACUGUUUCAUUGUCAAAGUAUAUUUGACAAGAGAUUUUUACAUUCAGUUGCUUUUCAGAUGGACAAUGGUCCAAACAGUGGAUGUCCACUCUUUGAAUGUGUCCAACCAGUGAAUCACGGCUGUAUAACACACUGUUUUUAUUUACAGAGAGUACUACAUAUUUAACAAAAAUGGAACAGAUGUGCACUGGUAUGAAACCAGACAAGCCGGCAACCUGAGAUUGUUGAGCGUCAAGGGUACCUAGAACUCCGUAUUUUAUAAAGGCUGCAAUUUGUUCAAAGCAUCGCUACAAUAAGCAAAGAAUCAAUAAGCUGGGAGAAUGUGUGCAGCUCCGCAAAAUAUGUCUUAAGCAGAAGUAUUUGGAUGCAUAAGAGUGCAGGAUGGAAAUGCACAGAAAUGAAGCAAGAUUAAAGCGAGGUAAUAUCGAGUUCAGUAUCCUCAGUCUGCUAGAUUUUGGAGUAGAUCAUCAGCAAACAAUAACUGUGGACCGUUCAGGGCAAAGAUAACCUCAAUUCGAUAUUAUAGAAUAACAUUUUGAGCGUAUGGCCUGGUUAAUCUUGCCGAAGACAGCGGAUAGAUCAGAGUAACUAGCGCUCAUCCAUGGAUCGUUUGACACAGCUUUUGUCACGUAAGAAGUGAAGGACAGAAGAUCAGUAGCCAUAGAGCAUGUUCUUACACGAAAUCAUGUUGAUUCUCACCGAUUUACUGCUUGCGGUGGUUUGAAAUAAAAUCCAAAACAACCUUUUUCAAACAGUUUUGGGACGACGCUUGAUGAUCUAAUGUCACGUCAGCUGUUAAUUUUGCCUUUUUUUGUAAACUGCAAAACACGAGCCACAGAUCUGUUUGCCAUAGACCGGAAAAUACUCCAGUAGCGAGUGAUAAUCGAAACAGAUGACAAAUAGGUGCAAAUUACUGCAGGCACACCUUCUCGUUCUGUUGAGUUUGACGUCUUCAUUUCAACUAGCGCCGUCAGAUUCGAAUUUAUUUCUACGUCAAUCGAAUUCAACGAUUGACUUGAUGCAGGCAAAUUAGGAGCCACACGUGAGAUUUGCUGCGUUGUUUUGAUUUAAAAAUUUCAGUAAAAAAUUUCCACAAAGCAAGCUGGCAAAUUACCUGUACACUCAUACACCAGUGCGCUUUUCAUAGUCCAUCGAUGAAGAGUAUUGUACGUGCAAUGGAAAAAAAGUUGUAUUGCCGAUGUGGAUUUCAAAUGGGAUUGAAAUAUUGUAACAAUAUCGUCAAUACUGAUACUGACAAAAAUAUUGAACGUGUAAGAGCCGCUUAUGACAAAUCUCGCUUCACUCGUCGAAAAUUUCCUCACUCGGUUCUGAGAAUCGACUUGGGUGUCUUGCUAUUUCUCAGUGUCAUUUAAUCUAAUUCUACGCAGCGUGUGAUGUGAGACGAUGCAGCGAAGUUCUAGUAAUAGACAGACUCGAAUGCCGUGGCUAAAGAGCUUGACCAUGCGGUGAAUUUAUUAGAAAUUGAGCAUGUCACUUGUAACAGAUCGGACGAUCUUCUUCAAUAACUCAACUGUGGCUGGAGAUCGGGGCUUCCAUAGUGUCAACUGCAGUACGCCCUAGUAUGCUAUGAACUCUGCGCGACGUGACUGAAGCUAUGAAGGAUCAAGGAGGUAAAAAUGAAGACUGAAACGAUCUAGCGUACAGUAUAUCAACUCAUGAAUGGUCCGAUAUUUUUCAAAAGGAAAGAUUUAUUACAUAGCUCUCGAACACGGACUUGAAGAUCCAGGCGGUCGAGAUUUGCUCUGGCAGACAGUAAGUGCAAAAUAUAGAGCUCGAAAGCAGUCCCUCCGGAUGCUGAGAGUAUCGAGGUGUUGUAUUGACUGACAACGGUUUUCGUAGCUCAGCAGUUGGAAAAUUGUUUCGCAAUGGGAGAUGUCGAAGUGUGGGACAGACCCCGUUCUUGUAGUACGCAUUCCAUGUCAGAGACCAACGUUGUUGCUACCCGGAAAAGGAACCCUAGCUGUCUUGAUGCCUUAUCCACAAUGUAUGCAGUAUGUGGUUUGAUCGUUAAUGCCGAAUCCAAGAUGGCUCUGAGAUCCUGGACGUGAGAGCGUCUUGGAAUACUCGAGUCGAACAAAUGGUAUUGGAUUGGAUGACGUUUCUGCGCAAACGUGAUAAUUAAGCAUUCUCUCGGGUUUAGAAACAUUCAUACUUUGAAGAAAUUCGGCAUUGUUAGAAUCCCGUAUGCGUCGAAAAAUUUGUCGUUGGUGAAGGAAAGGCAGGGUCCUUGUAGUUUGAUAUUGACGUUAUUAAAAUAGAGGAGAAACAUUACUGGGCCGAGGUGACUUCCUUACGGAUGUAGCGAGAAAAGGGCAGAAAGAUAGUCCUUUAUCUUGAUUUGAAGUUGCCUUCCCUCGAGAUAGGAACGAAACCAGCGAAGAAGUUUGGAUACGACAAUUUGGAUACGCAAUUCCCCAGCAAUAAUCGAUGUUCGAUUUGUUUCCCGUUUUGUGGGGCGCUUUCCAGUAGUGAGAGAUAGGUAACCUCAUUCUUGUUUACGACGAAUGCGAGAUUCGAACGAAUUUGCUUCGUAUUCUCGUUUACGACAGCAAAAUCAAAUGGGCUUACUAUUCGUUCGAACAGCUUUCUAACGAAUCUCGCAUACGUCGUAAACAAGUAUAAGAAUGAGAAUGAAGAUUCAUCGAAUUCGUUUGAAACGUGGUAUGGCACCCAGUCGAAUCCACAAGUUUUUGGUUCGGUGGUUCGGUAGCAUAUGUGCAUUUAGACCGGCAACAAUUUUGACUUUUUUUCGGAAUAUUCUAACGCAAAAGAGAACGAACGCUGGAGGCAGGGACCAUAAACAUGAUGUCCGAACAAACCACAUCAUUUUAUGAACCAGUCCAGCGAUCGUUUUAGUAGAGUUGCGCAGCACACAGCAAACUAGAAGCUAUCAGCUACCAUUCGAAGCCGAUGGAGGUAAUCGAGUUUGAGUUCAGUGUCAGUGGCGAAACUGUACCAGUUUGGAAAGUGGAAGAGCUGUUCGAAGAUUCUUAAUCGGAGUACCAGUCAGGAGAGGACUAACCAAACGAAUUCACAGACUACCCAGUUAAGCUCAGUCGAAAAUGAACCGGAAUUGUGGCUGGUUCCAGUUCUCAUUCCGGCUCCAGUGACACAAUCGAUUCUAGUUAGUAUCGGUUGUGUCACUGGAGCCGGAAUGCAAGCUGGAACCAGCCAGAAUUCCAGUUCAUUUCCGGCUGAACUUUACUGGGUAACAGACACACUUGAAAACAAAACGUUGACAGAAAUGAACCAAACUUUGCCCAGUUUCUCUUUAGAGUGUAUUGUUUACAUCCGCUCAGUUGUCCCGUUACCAGCGAGUUCCGGUCAAGAGGGAAGAAAAUUAUCAAACCAUUCGCGAAAGGAUUUUGUUCACCUGUAUGCCAAAUCAUGAGUUAUCACAUCGCGCGAUGAGUAUGCAUCAUUCAACUGUCUCGAAGGUAGGUCCUCCAAAAGUUCCAGGAAGUGGAAUUACUGUGGAUCACAAUCCAGAAGCUGGACGAAAAAUGGUAACAAUCAGUGCAUGGUACUGAUGGCCAGCCUGAUAGACAAAAGAGGAUGAAACGUUUAGCAGUCAAAACAGUAAGCAAUUGAGUACCGGUUCUCACUCCAAUCAAUUGAAGACCAUUCUCUUCUGAAUAUCACUCAUUGAAAUCAUUAUAGAGAGGAGUUGAAAUAGGCCAUCACUUUAUGUACAAUUUAAAUACGGUUAUGGCGGUCAUCGUAUUACAAAACAACGAGCUAGUAUUAACAAACAGGCGGUUUCACACAAAUAGCUUUGCAUACAAGAUACAGAAAGGUAGAGAAAAAAUUAAAAUUUCGCAUGCUGUCUGGAUAUAAUAUACUGAUAAUAUUUCGUUUGACAUACCAAUACAAAAUAAAUGGUACUCAAUCUAUCACUUUAAUGCGCUCUCUCGUACGGCUUCUGUGAGAGAUAGUAAACUGAAACACUGCAAGGAAAAUGGAAAUGAAAUAACAGUCAUCAGUCUUCCCAAAUGAACAUGUUAGCCUGCACAAUCGAACCCCAUGUACGUACACGGUGUGAGUACACAUAGGCUUGGGGAACCAAUUUUCUCUUUCUCACUUUCACCAUCACUAGCGUUAACUCUUUUUGCCUUGUGCGAAUCGUUCUCGUGUACGUACUCGGUGUACACGGAUGUUUGAACUAGAGUUUGCACAUGGGUUCGAUGUUCGAGGCGAACUUGUACAUCGAGACGAAGUAUGUUUGAGGUUGAACGCAUGCACGAAAUUUUGUACACAGGUGCAAAUAUGUCGAUGUUCAUGGGAAGUCUGACGGUAAUUCUUGUGGUGAUACGAUCACUUCAUAUUUACCGCCACAAUUCAAAGACCAUCAUGAGACACUAAACUAAAAACUUGAUGUUUCGCAAAAUUUCGUCCAGAUGGCCAAAAAACGAUCUGUAUUGAAAACUUACAAGGUGCAGAACUUCCUAAAUCGAGACGAACAUCAGCACAAUGUUGCCAAAACGCAAGCUCGACGAUGCUAACAAAAAUACCGGUGCUGCGUCAUGGAAGAUGGAGACCUACACCAAAGCGGAUUUCACGCAGUUACCGGGACAGGAAUAUUUCACGAGUAAGGGCAAGUUCCUGUGGAUGAUCGUUUCAAACGGAAGCAACUGUCGAAAUUUACUUCGAGGUUCUUGAUUUGGAAGGUGAACCAUACGUUACCAUAUAAAUGGUGUUAUUAACAAAACCGAGUGCCUCUGGAAAAGGGCCCAGCCGUAUUUGAGACAGCACGAUCAAAGUCGUGCACGAGUAGUAUGCGGCUGAUUCAGUAAAUUUUGUGCCAAAAGAUAUGAACCACCCCUACUGUCCUAAACUCCGUCCGAUCGAAACCUGUAAGGCCAAGAGGAAGCGCGAACUUUGGUAGACCAAAGGAGAGGAUGGAGGGCGUCAAAUUCGUCCUAAAAUUUUACCGAAGUUUGUAAGGUGAGUUAAGGGAUUUCUUUGCACGGGAAGCGGAUGAUUAAGCGGUUGAAUGGCCUGAUUAGUUGUUCUUCAAUAUUGGGACUAGAGAGGAAAUUCACAAUGUAGGACGCGUAACCUUUUCGAUUAUGUCUGAUCGCAAUAACUCUUUUUACUUCGAUCCAACUUCCUACGAAGUGGUUGUAUUACUGAACGAAUCAUUCUAUCUAUAGCAGUGACUCUCAACCUUUCGUUCUAUGUAUUGUACCCCUUUCUGAAUAUUAUUCCCCAUCAUGUACCCCUUUCUGAAAAUUGUAGCGUUUAGGCAUUAUUUUCAUUAAGUCAAUUAUGCGCCAAAUAGAAUCAUAAAUAUUAGAAACUAAGAAUAUUUAGGCAACAUUAAUAUUCAUUACUAGAAUUGUAUGGGAAUUUAAUCAUUGCUCGCCUUACACGUUCAUUAAAAGUGACAUUACUGCUCAGUAAUGACAUUACUAACGCCUCGUGUACGGGACCCUAGACACAGUCAGUUGAAUUUAGUCGUCCAUCGCGGUAGUAAGCAAUUUUUCUCGUGGCGAAAUAGUGUGACAGGUUACCGACGAUUUAUCACCACAAAAUCGGCUUUUUGAGCCGUAUAGAUUUGUCCGUCGGCAUAAGCUAGUACAAAGCUCCGCAAAGGGAAUUGCGCUCUGCCACCGAGAGCAGCUUUGAGAAGAAAGAAAUCGACUAAGAAGCGCAAACCAGAAAAGGAACGGGGUUAUAAAUCAGAUCUCCGGACGAUUCCACGUCGCCGUUAAUUAUAUGGACGAGUAAGUACGGUUCGGAAAAGCUACUCGCUAACUGCAAUGGCCCCUUCACACGAACACAUUCGGUUUGGUUCAACGAUGAGGAAGAUUUUGAUAGACCCCAGAAAGGGUUUAUUUUUGGAAUCUUCUUUUGGUGAUUUUCCUAUAGGUAUUUCCGCUUUGGAGCAUCUCUCUUGGACGACGAUUGUUGCCGUACGUAGUGCUUGCUGCUUCGAUGCGAUCCUUCUCUACUGCUGACUUAGAUCUAGAACAAUGAUUUUGCCGGGUAAGAAUCCCGCGUAUCUUGCAGUAUCCUACUAUCUGAAACGAUAAUGAAAUUAAUUCUUUUAUUGCAUCUGCACGUUCUUUCCUAAUACUCAAUUCAGGCUGCCCGUCGAUUUUAGCUGGUAACGAUCAAGAAUACGUCAGACAACCACAAUUGACCUACUUCGGCACCCGCUUGGCCUUACCAAGCCGUAACGGGGAUGGCGUCGAGAAAGCUAUUAAAUUUGCGUUGAGAACAGCCUGAAGCAACAUCUGAUGUUGUUCCAAAUGUACAUGAUUCAAUACAACAUGUCCUGAAUCUACCAUCGAGUCGAGCAUGCAUACCGUACGUAACUACCCAAGUAACAAUUUAGCUGGAUAUUGGCUUAAACAGCUCUUGUUCAGCUUAUUCUCUCGGAUCAAAGGCUUUUUCAGCUUUCGUUGUUUUUUAGGUAGACUCACUGUUCGCCAUUCCGUUUAUUGGUAUGGCUUCUUAUGAAGCCAUUCUGCUUUAGGACAUGGCUUCAAACGAUGUUCCCGUAUAAUUUUUACACUGAGUUCCCUUAGGAACGUUCUUUGUUGAAUGCUACGAUUCGAGUUCCUUGUUUCACAGGACAAAUCUUGUUGAUUAUGUACGAUCAGUGAUGUACCAAAAUGGGUUUUUACAAUUUUGGGGAAAAAACCCAAGGUUUUUUCCCGGUUAAAACGGUUUUUUCGCGGGAAGAUUGGGUUUUUUGCAUUUUUUGAUGUUUUGGUAAUUGAACAUUAAUGUAUUGUUAUCCUAACAUUUUUAUUUUAUUUAUGAGAAUUAUUGUCAUAAAGUUUUGCAUGUAUAUGAAUUCUAAAUGGUUUUCCUCGAUUGAAUCAUUGUUAUAGCGGUGAUCCAACAUUUUUUUACAAAUAUUGUGGUUAAAUAAGUGAUAAAACUUUUCAAUGUUUGGGCUAAGUCGAUUGUGCUUCUUACUGUGAAUCCACCUAAACGAACUAAACAUUUUUUCUACUGUUGCUGAUGUAGCUGAUAACGCAAAAAUUCAGAUUGUGAUUUGUGAGAGUUCUGAUUACGGUUCAUACUAAUGACGAAUGUCAAGGCCACUCGCAUUCUGCAUAUGACUCACAUUUCACCGAAUUAAAUAGGUAUUUUCUAAAUUUUGUGUGAAUACCUACCUCAUUUCGCUAAAAGUAUAGCAACCCCUAAAAUGAGUAACAAGCAGAAUAAAAGUAGUUUGGGCAUCACACGAUUAUUCUAAUUUUCACUUGCCACAAUGACUAUUGUUCCCAGUAUUAUAUGAAACCAGUUGGAAUAUGGAAUGGACCCAAAAUUAAAGUCGCAGGAACAGAAAAUGCUUCGUAAAACCCGUAUUAAAUAUAUUAGAAUGUGAAAAUUGAAUUUAAGCUUCAAGUUUCAAAAUUGGACAGGAGCUUUUCGAUUAUGUCCUACAGAAUAAAAACCGUAAAAAAGUAUAUCCGGUUUUCGCAAAGGACUUUUCUUUAUCCAACUUUUAAUCCAACGUUACAUUCAAUUGUACGGAAUUUCCUCUGAGCGAAUUAUACUGGAGGUUUAUCCUUGGCGACUUUUUCGUGUGAGAAUAUUCUAAGCGAUUGUCAUGCUCAAGGAUCUCUGUCCGAUUUUUACGCUUGAUGUUUAUAUUCGAUUUUUACAUGCUAAGAUAUCUGGAGUGGAUUCUACAAAGUAUGUUUUAUCCUUGCGACUUUUAUUUUCGGUCUCUCAAAUGUCAAUGCAAGAUUCUUUAACCCUCCGGAAGUCGCGCUUAUAGCUCACUGAAUGAGCAUCCGCUGGUGCCCUAAGACGAUUUCGCUAGAUUUUCAGAGCAGCGUGCACUCAGUGCACUAGCGCGACUGCCGAAAGGAUAAAAAAAAAUUAAAUGAACAUUAUACAUUCGAUAAAACGAAAAAACCCAUAUUUCGUCCGGGUUAAAAUGAUUUGGGAAAAAACCCGAUUAAAACCCAAAAAUAAAAACCCGGGAAGAUGGAAUUUUUCCCAUUGGUACAUCACUGUGUACGAUAAGUCCCUCGACCCUGGGACGGCAGAUUCAUCAGAAAGGUACAGCGGAAAAAGCGAUUUUAGUUGAGAAAUCGUGUGAAAAGCACAUAGACGCUAAUCACGGCGCUCUAUGCGCUGGCUGUACUCAUCCAACAAACUUACUUUCACCGAAUCGACAGUUCAAGCAACAUCGCUCCCAGUUUGCAGAUUUUGAACGAGCGUACGGUACGACGGCAAAACCAAAUUUUAGUCGGCAGCUUCUAACUUAUCGCAAAAUACCUCUAUCGAAUGUUACAAAUAUUCACACCGCAAAUCAAACAAUACUAAUGUAAAAUACGGUCGUGAUUCGCUGGUUGCGCCACACCUUUUGUCCAACUAACGAAUUGGAUUAGCUAGUUGGACCGAAAAUGCAUCUGCCCAUAUCUCUAAUUAUUGUCAGUUUGAUUGUCAAGGUGAAUUUGACAUGAGAUUUUGACAUUCAGAUACUUUUUAGUUGGACAAUGAUCCAACUAGCGGAGGUCCAACUAAAAAGCCAAAACUAAAAAGGUCCAGGUAAAAGUUACUUUCUAGUGGCUUUCCAUGAGUAGAUUCCACAUUCCCUGAGCACUGAGUACACUCUUCACCAACUAGAAAUGGUUCUCUUUCAGGAACAGUCCAAUAUUAGUUCGAGCCUUUCGAUUCUUAUUCCACCAUUCAUUCGUCACUUCACUUGGUUCCGGUUCCGCGCCAAUAACCACUUCCCAGAAGUCUUCUUUCUCCAAUAAAUACUCCAUUCGUUGUUUCCACGAAAUCCAGUUUUGUUGGUAAUUUUGUUCACAUUUUGUAACACCGCCGCUUUCAUCUAAAACUAUCUUUUUGCACAUACUGGGCCAAAUAACCUAUGGUAAAAUACGACCACGGCCAAUGUGUCCAACUUAAAACAAAAGGACAUGCAUGGUCAUGUACAAUCAUUCUCAUGGUUAGUUUUUAAAAUCUUAGUUGUGCCAGUCGGUCCCUUGUUGGCUUUUGAAGCUCCAAUUUUAACCAGAUUCGCCGGAACCUGCAUCAUACGAGCUCGUAUCUGUUGGGAAACUGCUUCCAGCAAGGAAUUAUCCAGGGAGGGACCGGAAAUAAGAAUUUGGAACCAGUUUAAAACUCCGAUUCGCAGUUUGGAAAUUAUACACACACACACAAACCGGAGCGCUUGUAUAAAGAUGCCUGACCUCCAGAAAAAUUAACUCAGCGCUCACGAAAAUGACGUCCAACGUCCAAAUAUACGUCCAUUUGCAAGAGUAUUCGAGAAUUGAGGGCUGCUAUCCGGUCAAAUUAUUCGGAAUUUUAAUUUGAAAUCUUGAAUGUUGUCGGCAUGGAUUCCAGCUCAAAUGAAACAUUGCAUUGGAGCUGGAAUCUGAAUUCGUUCAGAAUUCCAAAUCGGUUCUGGAAUGGGUUUAAAUAGGCGAUUACGAGCGAUCUAAAACGAAAAAAUGUUGUAAACUUCGUAUUGAAACCGCGGCUCGUGUCCAAGUAAAACGAGGACAACUCAUGCCAAAAAACCCAUUUAAUCUUGUAGUUUUUUAUGGAACAAAUCCAGCCAGAUUCACAGGAAACCGGUAUUUUGUAUCCACUAGGGGACUUCUGCAAAGAAGUGGCCUGGUCCCUUAACGAGUUGUUUUAUUUUGCAAUUGUAGCACCUCUUUCGGUUGGGCACUGAGCCGGACCCAAAAUUUGUGGAGAACUGGAACCAAGAUAUUAUCACUAUAAAUACUUUUCGCACGCACAGGCAGAAGAAGCAAUGGGGUGAAAACAAAUUGGCAAAAUUUUCUCCACAAGCCAAAAGGUACCACCACAAAACAACCAAGUGUGAUCACAUUCAAAGCUGAAUUAAACGCAAAUGAAUCGUUUUAGUUUUGAUCCGAAAAAAGGUAAGAGCGAGAGAAAGAAUCUUUCAAAAAUCAGAAACGCACACGCCUAGAAUAGGAAUGACCAAUGUAAUCAACUGUGGUAGAGCAGGAUUAUGGCCUUUUUUGUUGCACUGAACGAAAAGGGAAGUUAGUGUCUGCAAAAAGAUCCAAUGCAAGUUAAAGGAAACGGUUGAGAAAAUUGAUACCAAUAAAAUGCAUCGUGACUCAUCAGUCCACCGCUGUCGCUGUGGUCAAUGUUUAUUGGAUUUUUUGGUGAAUUUAUUCUUUGUUGUUUAGAAAAAUUAUUGCUGUUUUGUUUUACAAAGGAACUAUUUUCAAAGUAUCUGAAACGUUAGAUUAAAGAUAUAUGUCAUUUUUCUGGUAUUCAGAUGUUUCAGAUAUUUGAAUUGAAUCACUAGAAAUGCGAACAGAAUCCUCUGUAAACGUUAUCGACUGGAAAGAGUACCCUAUUCUAAGGUUCAAUCUACAUUUAAAAUAAAUUCAAUGGAGCUUGUGAAGUUGAAUAUUUGUAACACUUCUGUACAGAGUGUAUUAUAUAUGUUUUUUGUGAACCGCAAACGACCGUUUUUUCGUUAAUUGUUCUUUACUGGUUGAUGAUGGCAAAUUAGACAAAAACUAUAGCUAUUCCGUGAGUAUUGAAGCUAACUUGAUGGACAUAAUCGGAAAAUUAAAACUAAAAAUAACAGAAAACAAUGUUUAAGACUAAGCGUUCUUAAAACUACCAAGAGUUAAGGAAAGUACGUUUGUUUUACAAAAUGCAAAUAAAACGGUAAUUACAAAGUAAUUUUUAUAUAGAACUAACCUAACGGUAGCCCAAGUAGGUGGAAAAGAAAAAAAAAUACUUACGGCAAAACGAUUUCCUAUGAAAGCUCUUGCAUAAAUAAUAUUAUAUUUGCAUCACUGUUUCUAAUCUUUCCAAACCGAAACCAAAAAGUUACCCGUCAGCAAGUUUUAACGUAUUCCCUUUGAACCCCGUUCCACUGUAACUAUACCGCAGACUGUGGUAAUCGCGUAUAAUAACUUGUGCUAAACUAAAACAACCUAUAUACUCUCAGAAGAUUUUGCUCAACCCUGAACCAAAAUAUAUGCUUCACUCGCUCCGCUCCCUGCUAGACAAAAAAAAAUAACAAAACAAAGCUAAAUAACGUAGCUGAAACUAAGGCCACACUCACAAAUAACUGCUGCCAGCGAACAAUAAACCAGAGAGCCCAUGAACCCCUCCCCCCAUACCAACUGCAUGUCAACUGUCAGAACAAUCGUGUGUUUUAACUAUCGUGCAAAACUGAUGCGUAGCUGGGUAAGCUUAAUGUGCAGAAAAAGAUAAUAUGGCAAAAUAUGAAUUACAACAGAGAAAAUAUUUAUAGCGAUUAUUAAACAACACAAAAUAAAACACAGAAGUGAGUAAGUAAAUUUUUAACAGUUUAUCUUUAAUAAGUGUUGAGUGACCUUAAUGUAUACCAACGAAAACAAAAAAAAAAGAAUAAGUAAACAUAACAGAUGGUAAAACUUCAAAAAUUUUAAGCUUUCAAACAACGGGGAACGAGAUAUUUAGAGAAAAAAACGUUAGAACUUUUGAGCGUUUAGUACUAUUUGAACAGAAAAUUUUGCCUAAAGUUAUCACAAAGCACACACACACAUACCGUGGCACAGCGAAAGCGGCACGGUUACGAGCCCUUCCGCAUAAAUAGAGAAGGUCAAAAUCAAGAGUAUUUUAUCCAAUUUUCGAUCUAUUCAAAGUUUAUCACGGAGUUGUUAUUUUGUGAGCCUGAUUGUACUAAAAAACAAUAGUCGAUUCUACAUAUAUAGAGAAUAAUUUGUCAGUACUAAACUUGUGUUAUGUACUAAAUACACAUUUUUCCUAACAUGUUUUGUACUAAACCGCUUCUGUUAUCUGGAAGCAUGAAAGCGAAUACCGAAUAGUUUGUAGUAACGAUUUGUCAAGUGCUGGACACUUAUUUUCUUUUUUUUAAAUACCCACACAGUCGAACCGAGUGUAGAAAACUCAGCGGAGGCGUUUAGUACUAAAGAAAAAUAUAGCUUCAAGCUGUGAGAUGUGAUAUUGUUUCUCAAAACACAAAAAAGCAGAAAAAUGCAUUUCUACUACAUCUUGCCACUUAUAAGUUGUUUGUGUGUUUCUGUUGCCGGUUCCUCAACAUCCCACGUUAUGUCACAGAACCGAAUUUUGUUCGAUGUUAAUCAACCUCACUAACACCGACGAAAAAAAAGAAAACCAAUUCAUUGUUAUGGCAGGAGAAAUAUUUGAAAAAACGAAUGAAUACGCUUUUGUUGUACUGAGCAAAACGAAAAAAAAGGUAGAAAGAAAUAAAACACCUCAUGUUUAGAAACCAACAUUAAAAAAAACAAACAAACGAAACAAGAAAAAGCGAAGAAAAACACUUGAAAUAGGCGUAAGGGUAUAACACAGUAAGCCAAUAAUAAAAAAUGAAACAUUCCUCUUCAAAAGAAAGUAAUUUAUAUUGAAACAAAGGUAAUUGAAUGGUGGAUACACUGUACGAAUGUUUAUUUUAAGUUGAAACUCACUGUCUAAGUUUAUGCAAUGUUACAACAGCAGCUUCGCGAAUAAGUUGUAAAUAGUUAACCCGUAAAGCUGUAAACUUCCCUCCCCUUUCGUUAGGUUAACGGUUCUCCCUUUAUUACAAUCAUUAUUAUUAUUAUUAUUAAAACUAUUAUUAUUUAGCCAUGUAGAACGUUCAAUUUUAUUACGCUGUUGCUGUUCAUUUAUUUGUACUGAACAAUAAGGUGGAAAAGAGUUUAUUUUGUUUCCGGAAACGAAUCACACUCGUACAUGCAAUGCAAACAUACACAAACACACACUCACAAAGUGAAGGUAGUCCAGAUAUACACGAAUAGCUAGUUCAAUUCAAAGAGAGAAAGAGCUUGAUUGAAUAGAGCCAACGUAUUUAAGAGGAGGAAAAGUAAAUGCAAUUGUAGCUAGGGUAGGCUGAAAGCUAUUUGCAACAUAACAAAUAAAGAAAAAAACCGAUAAAAAACAUCAACGACUCAUUUGAAAAAUGAAAAAUAAAUGUAGCAAGGCGCCAGAUGGUCUAUUUUUAAGCGCGAACAUCUAUACUUGUUUCAUGGGAAGCAAAUAAAACUACAGUCUAUUUUCUUCUUUUCCGUAACCUCUUUUUACACCCCCUUCCCAAAAAAAAACCGACAGGCGAGUUUUAAAAUACACAAAAAAAUGUAACCCGUCCUACAUUGUCGUUGUUGUGAACCUGUUCCGAAGCCUCUCUCUCUCUCUAUCUCUUUCUCACGCACACUCAUACACAGCUGAAAAACCUCUAAAGACCAAAAACAAAAAUCGGUGAAUUAGUUCAACAAUCAAAUACACAAUCUCUUGAAAACGGAACAAAUCAAUUGCAACCGUGUGAGAAAAGAAAAAAACAAGCAAACUGCUGGAUUGGUUUAAGCUAGAUGCCCUGCCUGACUUUUGCUGUGAACAAUGAAGUAUAGACAACUAUAAAGGUAAAGAAAUUUUGCAACGGGUUCACUGAUUCGUCAAAUUGUUGUUUUGAAGGAAAUAAGCGAAGCGUAAAAAAGGCGACCCAGAGAGUAAAAUUUAAAGAAAGCAAAAAAAUUGUUAGAAAGGGAGACAAACAAUAUUGAUCGUUUUGUGUUACACGGAAAUUAAUAAAUAUAUGAGUAAAAAUUA
This is a messenger RNA of Topomyia yanbarensis, 21301 nucleotides long. It is a transcript of the gene HDAC4, whose product is annotated as histone deacetylase 4. Gene Ontology annotation, molecular function: histone deacetylase activity. Gene Ontology annotation, biological process: negative regulation of transcription by RNA polymerase II; chromatin organization. Gene Ontology annotation, cellular component: histone deacetylase complex. NCBI's taxonomy places the organism in Eukaryota, Metazoa, Arthropoda, Insecta, Diptera, Culicidae. The record is from RefSeq and is a predicted model, not a curated record. The transcript has 12 exons. The coding region runs from base 26 to 3544 and encodes 1172 amino acids.